Molecule: messenger RNA, 4220 nt
Organism: Mytilus trossulus (common blue mussel)
Lineage: Eukaryota; Metazoa; Mollusca; Bivalvia; Mytilida; Mytilidae
Product: VWFA and cache domain-containing protein 1-like
Exons: 23
Coding region: 29-3382 (1117 amino acids)
Cellular component (GO): voltage-gated calcium channel complex
Molecular function (GO): voltage-gated calcium channel activity
Source: RefSeq, a predicted model, not a curated record
UGAAAUUUUCAUUUCAAUACAAAUUGAGAUGAAGAUUUUUCUCAUCCUGAUGAUGUGUGUUGGAUCAAAGUCUGGUGUGGCAGCAGAUGAUAGCAUAGAUGGAAAUUUAUUAGCCAACCAUUUGAAAAUUAUUAAAGAAAAAAUUGGUGUUAAUUAUUUGCAGAAACAAUUUAAUCAGUUUCCUUAUGUACAAAAAGCGGACACAGGAGAUGAAAUAUUGAAAAGAAUUCAAUCCAAUCUUGAUACUACAAUAGUAAAUCUAGACAGAGUGUUGAACAAUGUGAAGGAUAAACUUGUGUCAGUUAACAAAGACUCUGAUACAAUUGGUCUUCCAAAUUGUUGUGAUUUAUCAGACAAAAGUCUUAACUACGCACUGAAAUUUCAGACAAAGGUCGACUUUGAACAAGCAUGUGUAACUACUUCCUCGAUAAAAAGUUUUAACUUAAAAUAUCCGACCGAUGAUAUCAGUGACAUAAUGAAGAAAGAUUACCAAAACAAUAGGAAUCUUUUGUGGCAGCAUUACAGUACUACAGAAGGUGUAUUUGUAUUAUAUCCUGCAACAAAGUGGACAGACUGUCAGUAUUUCGAUCCAAGAUUUACGACUCCAUAUGCUUCAACAGCUUCUCCUACGGAUAAAGAUGUCGUUAUUGUAAUGGAUACAAGUGAAUCAAUGUUACAACAAUCUGGAGGUGUCCAAUCAAAACAAAAAAUCUCCAUUGCAAGAGAAGCAGCAAACAAUGUGAUUCAGACACUAAAGCCUAAUGACAGAGUUGGAGUUGUCACAUUCAAUCAAGAUGCAAUCUCUCCAUCCGAAUGUUAUCACAGUGAGCUUGCAUUUGCCACAAAAGAAAAUACAGACAAACUAAUAGGGUUUGUCUUCAGUGUAAACGUUGGGCAGUCAGAUUUGAAAAACUUUGAAAAGUCAUUGGUUGCUGCUUUUAGAUUUUUCAAUUCUUCCAAUGACAAUGUAAAAGUUGAAAACCGAGAUCGUUUAAUUCUUUUCAUCACCGACGGCAAAUCGACAUCCGGCAUUGAUCCUGUACAAGUUAUCAGUACUGAAAAUUCAAAACUUCAAAAUAAAAUUUCUAUGUUUACCUACCUGAUUGGACAAGAUGAACAGGCUAAAGUUCAGUUACACAAUAUGUCCGAACAGACCUUGAAUGAUCCGUCUUCUGGACCUACGCAAAGGGGACAUUUCGAACACUUUGAUACAUCCACACUGAAUCUAUUUUCUGUAAAAUUGGCAACAUUUUACGAUAAUCUGAUUGCACACGGCCAGUCUGACCAGACGUUUACGUCACCAUAUGUUGACCCAUAUUCUAAAAUCGGAUUGAUAACUUCACUCUGUCGAACUGUAAAUUUAGCCGCAGGGUUUCACGGAGUUAUGUGUACUGAUGUGAAAAUAAGUGAACUACUGUCUGAAAUAGAGUACUUCUCUGAAGAAGAAUAUUCCUAUGGAUUCAUGAUAGAUGGAACUGGCAGAGUCUUAAUGCACCCCCUGUUACCUAAUGCCGCCUUUGUAAAAUCUUCUGAAGAUCCUGUUUUAGUUGAUAUAAGUGUUCUUGAACGUGCAUCAGAUGCAAAGCUCGUUAUUGAAUCAAUGAAAAGUGGAGGAAAUGGAACUUUAGAGUUUAAUAAGUUGUUCACAAAACCACGUGGAAAACUUGUUAAUGAGGGCAGCAAGGAUAUCACCCUAAAAGCACAUUUUCAUUGGGGUCCUGUACCUCGGAGUAACUUUUCUCUGUGUAUUGUUCUGGUGAACAAAUCAUACUCCGAAAUCGACGAAUUACAGUUUCCACUUAGCGACACAGAUCUGCAAAAUGUGUUUAUGUUCCAUAAUCGGAGUCUUUCGAGGGACAACUUUAAAACUUGUAAAUUUUACAGGAGACGAGCUACAAUGGCUCACAGUUCUGUCAAAUUUACACAGUCUGCUUUCAAGAACCCGUUUCAAUUCAUAGAUAGUGACGAAACAGCCCAGAAUGUCACGAAAUAUGAAAAUUAUAUCAAGAAACAGGGAAGUAAUCCAGGGUUUAAGUCAACAGUGCGAUCAUCUGUUUGGGCUACUUAUAAAGCUGAGCAGUUUUGGAAGCAAAACCAAGUCAGCUUUGUAUCAUGGCGAUACAUUGGUACAAAAUCAGGAAUCAUGAGGACUUAUCCGGGAAUUUUGAUGCAUAAAAACUUUGACCAUGAAAAAAGACCUUGGUGGCGCCAGGCCCUAGGACAACCAAACACAACGUAUAUCACAACACCGUAUGUUGAUGGCUGGGGAUCCGGUAUAGUUCUGACAUUUAUACAUACAUUACAUAAAGCAGGUUCCGAUGCGGUCACUGCCACUAUUGCUGCAGACUUCCCGUUACUGUAUUUUAAUUGGUUCAUAAGUGACAUUUAUCCUGCCUGUAAUGACGGAAUAAGUUGCAUUAUUUUGGACAAUAGUGGAUUUAUUGUAAUGCAUCCUCACUUCAAACAAUCUGAGGUUGAAUCCGACUUUCAUGAACCUAAACAUAUUACGGUCAAGGAACAUGGUAUUGCAGAACUGUUGAAAGGUAAAGGAGUGCUGAAUCCGGUACAAUGCCAAGAUUUCUCUGUUAACACAAAUCUGCAGUCUUAUAGGGUAUUCUUGCCAAGACAAUUUGCUAGUGGAUUGGAUUUUAAAGAUACUAAUAAUGAAUUUGAGAUGAGACCAGUUGCUGACAGUAAUUUGUUUAUAAUCAGAUUACAGUCGACAUCGACACCAUCAGGCACAUGUACUUGUGAUGGAUCAAAGACCCCGGAUGUCGUAAAAUGCAAGAACUCCUGUCAAUGUUUGUGUCAUGAACCUAUAAUAUAUGAUGUUUGCUCAAACAGUUAUAAAACUGAAUCAGCCAGUUCACCAUGCAGUGCUAGAAUUCCAGACACAUCUGGUAAAAACGAGCCUGAUGAUACCGAUGGACUGAAAGCAUGCUAUGUACCAACUUGUUAUAAGAAGACGAACAGACAAGACUGUUAUAGCGAAGCUGAGUGCACAUGGUGCGAGUAUACAGACACUCUACAACAAAUUGCUAUCCCAUGCUGUAGGCUAAAAGAAGAUUGUUAUUUUGGUAAAACAAAGCCCGAUAAAAGAGAUACAUGUGCGGCAAUUUCAACACCAAACCAAUCAGAAGGCAUUGGUUCAAAUGGAAUAAUAGGGAUAGUCAUUGGAUCAGUGGUUGCUGGAAUAAUACUAACUCUUGUUGUGUUUGGUGGGGUAAAGUAUUUCAAAAUGUGUGAUAGACCAAAUGAGAUUGAUCCAUAUAUAGAUGCUAUUGGUGAUCAUGAACUUCCUCAGUAUACAGAGAAACAAGAAAGUAAAGGUUCCGAAUCCAUGGGCAAGGCUGAUCAAAACUUUUACGAUGGUUUUCAUUAAAGAAAUUGGUCGAACAUUGAAGUUUACAAUCAUUAUAUCCGACAGGAUGUGUAUCUGAAACCAAUUGAUACUGUAUUGUAUAUACCUAUAUUGUUUAAUUCAAAUGUGCUAUAAUUUCAAGUGAUUGAUGUCAGGUAUUUUUAUUACUUAAUAAUCUAAUUUUGGAUGUAACGCGUCUUCUGAUUGGCUGGCGUUGUUUUUUAUCAGCCCAAAGGCAUAAUUCAGUCAUGUGACCGUGACGUCAUGAACGUUUUUUCAUAGUUUUCUACGGUUUAAAAUUGAAUUUAGAAUUAAAUUAAAAGAAAUGACUGUAAUAUUUUUUCAAAAUAACAUAAAAAAUGUGGUGCACACUGUUAAAUAACCCGCUACUUAAUUCCAUAAGUGUAAAAGCGACGCCCAAACCCUAUAUGGAAUAAACUGACCCAUAUAUAUAAUACGGUUGGGGUCACUAGUACACUGUGUAACGAAUUAAUCUUACCAGCUAGCUUAACAUGUGCUAUUUAGACUAAUGGACUAUCAAAGUGAACAAGUCUCCAAUAUAAAGGGCCAACUUCUAUUGUCUAUACAAAAAGGGCAAACAAUAACAACUUUUACUUUAAAUUUGUUUUCUGCAUAUAUUUCAUAAAUUUCGUCACCUGUUUAACAGGAAUAAUGCUUUUUUUUUUAUUUAAAGGGACGUAACUCCACUAAUACCCUGUAUUGGAAUAAACCAAUCAUACUAACCAUAUAUUAAAUUUACACAGAUCUCCAGACAAUCGCAUUCAAUCAAUCAUAUUACUAGAACUGUAUCAUCGAGAAACUUGAAUUUAUUCUAAUCUGAGUAAAAGGUUAUAGAAGU